UCUCUAUAUAUUAUGCUAGUUGGCUGUAUUCCCACCCAUUUACAAUUCCCCUCUCUCUCUCUCUCUCUCUCUCUCUCCAUCUCCAAAAGUCAGCGCCUUCUUUUGUCUCUUUUUCCUGCGUCUUCUCUCUCUACCAAAGUCAAAGGGAUACACAAGAAAUGGGGGAUGAUUGGGAUCUACAUGCGGUGGUCAGAGGCUGCUCAGCUGCUGCCGCCGCCGCUGCUGCCUCCUCGUCCGCAGCCACCGCCACCACCGCCGCUUCUCCUCUGUUCCAGCCGAGGCAAGACCAAGACUUGCUCUGCUUACAAGAUCUGCUUGAAUUUGGGGCGGCGAGAAAUGAGAACAGACGCCGCUUUAACGACGACUUGCAUGAUCUCUACCGGCCUUUCUUCCCGCCGCCGCCGCCUCCGCAGCCGUCUCUGCAACGAACACAGCCGCCGCCGCCGCCGCUCUCCCCGCAGAGCACGCCAAUCUCGCCCCUCUCUGUUCUCGGAGGAUUACCAGAUCUGUCUCCCUCCCACCAAAUCCUCAAACCGCACAUUUCUCCCGCGGCGACAAUCAUUCACCCCAAGAAACAGCCUUUCCCCGUAAAUAUUUCUUCUGCAACUAGUCCUGCUACUCCGAAUACUCAAAGCCCAAGAAGCAAAAGAAGAAAGAACCAGUUGAAGAGGGUGUGCCAAGUUCCUGCUGAGGCUUUAUCUUCUGAUGUGUGGUCUUGGAGAAAAUAUGGGCAAAAACCCAUCAAAGGCUCCCCAUACCCAAGGGGUUACUACAGAUGUAGCACCUCGAAGGGGUGUUUGGCCAGAAAACAAGUGGAGCGGAAUAGAUCUGACCCGACUAUGUUCAUCGUCACCUACACAGCAGAGCACAACCACCCUAUGCCUACCCACCGGAACUCGCUCGCCGGCAGCACCCGCCAAAAGCCGGCGGCGGCCUCCUCCGGGGAUACCAUGAAGUCCGGCGCCUCGCCGGCGCCGGAAAAGCAAGAAAGCAGCAGGGACGAUAUGUUUGAGGACGAAGACGACGAAUUCGGCGUCUCCAACAUGGCAAUCGAUAGCAUGGGCCCCGACGACGACUUCUUCGAGGGCUUGGAAGACCUCGGCGGUGAUUGUUUCCCCGAUAAUUUACCCGGCCAGUUGCCGUGGCUCACCAACAAUGCAACAACAACGGCGGCCGGCGGUGGUUGACUAGCUAAAAAAAGUAAAAGGGUGGGGGGGGGGGGGGUGUGGGGGUGAAGAAAUGAUGCUUUUCUUCUCUCUCACUUCUCUUUCGCUUUCUUGUAGUAUCUUUUCUAGCCGUUAGAGAUGGGAAAAAAACUCGAAAGUAGAGUAAGGGAGAGACGGAGACAGAAUCGGAUAAUCACAAUGUUCUCGUACGUGUUAACGUAUGAUUGUGAGAGGAUUAUAGAUGUCAAACAAAAAAGAUAGGUUCCCAUUUUUUUUUUUUUUUAAAUUUCGAAAAACAUUAUUCCGUCUAGGUAAAAUUCCUCCUAAUUUUUAGCCUUUGUUAGUGGUAUUAUAUUGUGUAUGAUCGAUUGAUCGAUCAGGGUACAUAAUCUUAAAUGUCAUUAGGUGAUGUUAUUUCUGGACAAUCAUGAUUGUAAUCAAUUUCUCAAACAGCUUUUCAUAAUUCAUGCCCUUUUUGGUGUUUGCUUAA
Ipomoea nil (Japanese morning glory) is the source of this 1656-nucleotide messenger RNA. Its product is annotated as WRKY transcription factor 22-like. Lineage: Eukaryota; Viridiplantae; Streptophyta; Magnoliopsida; Solanales; Convolvulaceae. Gene Ontology annotation, cellular component: nucleus. Gene Ontology annotation, molecular function: transcription cis-regulatory region binding; DNA-binding transcription factor activity. The record is from RefSeq and is a predicted model, not a curated record. The transcript has 3 exons. The coding region runs from base 159 to 1187 and encodes 342 amino acids. Gene Ontology annotation, biological process: regulation of DNA-templated transcription.